AUGGCGAAGAGUUUCGAAGAGUUUCGCCUUCAUUUUUUUGCUCUCAAACUGGAAGUACAUCGGUCUAUAAGGAUCCAACGGUCUCAAAGGAAGCAUGGUUGCACUGGCAAGGGAAUUGCUUAUCCUGAUAGUGAAUUGUUCAGCACUUACCUAAAAUUCCUUGGGAUCGAUGAAGAUUGGAAGUCAGUGGUGAAGUCUCGAUCGGUAGAAGACGAUGGUGAAAGAAAUGAUAAUAAAAGAAGAAAGAUUGAUGAUCUAUCAAUGGAUAAUGAAAAUAUAGCAAGUGUAUCGCUAGAGACAAAGAAUGAUAAUUAUCAUAAGAAACUCAAGUAUUCAUCAACCAGUCUUAUAAGUGACAAGGAAAACACAAAACAUGAUAAAAGCCUAGCCAAGGAGGGGCAAUUAUCAGACGAAGCGAUCCGCACCCUUAUUCAUAAAAUCCAAGAGUUACGAGAAGAGUCGAUCGCCUUUCGUACUCAACUUGCCGAAUUGAAAGAACAAUGUUCAAAAAUUUCAGUUGUUGAAAACGAGAUCCGGCUCAAAUUUUCAAAAAUCUCAGAUACUGUGGAACGAGUUGCUUCUCUGAAGAGAGAAUCACCACCUUGGUAA
This is a messenger RNA of Saccharomycopsis crataegensis, 609 nucleotides long. RefSeq lists its product as uncharacterized. The record is from RefSeq and is a predicted model, not a curated record. The transcript has a single exon. Bases 1 to 609 code for a protein of 202 amino acids. NCBI's taxonomy places the organism in Eukaryota, Fungi, Ascomycota, Saccharomycetes, Ascoideales, Saccharomycopsidaceae.